Messenger RNA from Aspergillus pseudoviridinutans, 417 nucleotides. RefSeq lists its product as uncharacterized. The coding region runs from base 1 to 417 and encodes 138 amino acids. The transcript has a single exon. The record is from RefSeq and is a predicted model, not a curated record. NCBI's taxonomy places the organism in Eukaryota, Fungi, Ascomycota, Eurotiomycetes, Eurotiales, Aspergillaceae.
AUGGACAGAAGGGACCCCCCGGAACCUAACAGAGGCCUUGACGGAGAGACAGUACAUUCGGCGGACCGCGCGGCUCAUGCUGAGCACCGGCCGGCUGACGUAUCUGGCCGAAGCCACCCAGCCGACAUGGCUCGAGCCGAGCGCCCCCAGCAGCGCCAGGCCGUUGACAGCCCUAGCAGGCGAUGGCUGACAGACCGCUAUCACAUACUAUCGCAUACUACUAGUCACUCCCAGCGGUGCGGCGCCACUGCCUGCGGCCCCGGCCUGCGCGUCUGCGCGGCACCGGCCUGCCGACACGGCAAACCGCUCGGCGGUGGCGCCCCCGGAACCCUCGCAGGCCCGGGAAUCUGCGACAUCCGAAUGAGUUGGCGGCCAUCUAGUGGGAAUGGGCUUGUGCAGGCACCUAGGCAGGCGUGA